UUUCAAAAGGCCGUUGAUCCUCCGGCGAAAUAUAUACACACCCUCUCUCCUCCACCGUCGCCGAUCCCGGAUGCAUACACAGAUAUAGAGAGAUAUAGUGAGAGAUAGAGAGUGCGGAUUUGUAGAGAGGACGAACAAUCUGGAGAUUCGUAUAUAUACAUAACAUAACACAUCAUAACAUUAAAAGAAAAGAAAAGAAAAAAAGAUAUCGAGAAGGAAAUGGAGGAGGAAAGGAAGGCAGUGACGGAGACUGCGUAUUCGGAGGAUGAGGAGGAGGAGGAGGAAGAGGAGGAAGAAUUGGAGGAGCAGCUGGGCUCCAGCUUGACUCUCGAACGAGUCGCCGCUGCGAAGAAAUACAUUGAGAGCCACUACAAGACUCACAUGAAACAGUACAAGGAACGCAUAGAAAGGCGCUCACUUCUAGAGCAGAAGUUGGCAAGCUUAGGUUUGCCAGAGGAGGAGCAAAAGGUUCUUCUCAAGGACUUGGAACGUAAAGAGACAGAAUAUAUACGACUCAAAAGGCAUAAGAUUUCAGUUGAUGAUUUUGAGCUAUUAGCCAUCAUUGGAAGAGGAGCAUUUGGAGAGGUUAGAUUGUGUCGGGAGAAAAUAUCAGGAAACAUAUACGCAAUGAAAAAGUUGAAGAAGGCUGAAAUGCUUAGCAGAGGACAGGUUGAACAUGUUAGAUCAGAAAGGAACUUGCUUGCAGAAGUUGCCAGCCACUUCAUUGUAAAACUAUAUUUUUCUUUUCAAGAUGCUGAAUACCUGUAUCUUGUAAUGGAGUAUCUGCCUGGUGGUGACAUAAUGACUUUGCUGAUGAGGGAGGAGACAUUAACUGAAACCGUUGCAAGAUUUUACAUUGCUGAAAGUGUUUUGGCCAUAGAGUCUAUCCAUCGACAUAACUACAUUCACAGGGAUAUUAAACCUGACAAUCUUCUUCUGGACAAAAAUGGUCAUAUGAAACUCUCUGAUUUUGGUCUUUGCAAACCUCUUGACUGUUCAAAUCUAUCUCCUAUAAAUGAAAAUGAAAUAAUGAAUGAUGGAAAUUUGAGGGGAUCAGCUAAUGCCAAUGGAAACUGCUGGAACAGCUCCAAUGAACAAAUGCAGCAUUGGCAAUUAAACAGAAGGAAAUUGGCAUUUUCAACUGUGGGCACACCUGAUUAUAUUGCUCCUGAAGUUUUACUAAAAAGAGGCUAUGGUUUGGAAUGUGAUUGGUGGUCUCUUGGUGCUAUUAUGUAUGAGAUGCUAGUAGGUUAUCCACCAUUCUACUCUGAUGAUCCAAUAACAACAUGCAAAAAGAUUGUGCAUUGGAAGAAUCAUUUGAGAUUUCCAAGUGAAGCAAGGUUGAGCCUUGAAGCUAAGAACCUAAUUUGUAGGUUGCUUUGUGAUGCUCAAAAUCGGCUAGGUUCUCAGGGAGCUGAGCAAAUAAAGGUUCACCCCUGGUUUAAAGGUAUCGAUUGGGACAAACUUUAUGAAAUGACUGCAGCAUACAAGCCAGAGGUCAAUGAUGAACUUGAUACUCAAAACUUUAUCAAAUUUGAUGAGGUGGAUCCCCCACCUGCCAAAACUAACUCUGGAAACAUAAGGAAGAUGUUUUUAAGCCCUGAAAGUUUAAAUUUUGUCGGCUAUACCUAUAAGAAUUUUGAGGCUGUCAAAGGGCCGCGGCGUUCUAAGGAAAAAAGAGGCACUUCUCCUGACCGCCUGUCCACUGAUUCAACCCACAGUGAAUCUGCCGUGAUAUUCUCUUCCAAGGCAGAUGGUGCUGAAAUGCUCACACGCACCGCAUCUGUGGAUACCAUGACAUAGUGACGGUCAGUCUGAACCGUGCUGCAUCUCUGUGCAACAGUCGUGCAGUCAUAACAUGCCCUUUCCCAACCACGCGAAUGGGCUGCUUGGAAGAACACCGUAACCUGUACAGUAAUAAUAGAGAAUGCACAGGUAGAUUUUUGGUGGUUUGUGAUUUUGCUGGUGUAGUGGGAGCUGUAUGUAUAGUUUUAUGUACAGAUUUUGCAUCUUUUUCUUUUUAAUAACUCGACUCUGGGUUGACAGAGCUAGGCAUGCCUUCAAUUGUGGCAGUCUCUAUGCUCUCUAGAGUCUAGCCUUAUUGCCCUUAACCCCCUUUUGCAUCUUAAUCAUUUGCAUCAGGUUUAUAUAUGGGGCUCAGCUGUAUUACAGCAACAUUUGAAAGAAGUCCGUUUCUCCUGUUUUAGUAAAUCCUUGAUUACAGGUUUGUAGAGUUCACA
Molecule: messenger RNA, 2240 nt
Organism: Ipomoea nil (Japanese morning glory)
Lineage: Eukaryota; Viridiplantae; Streptophyta; Magnoliopsida; Solanales; Convolvulaceae
Product: serine/threonine-protein kinase 38-like
Exons: 13
Coding region: 220-1803 (527 amino acids)
Biological process (GO): peptidyl-serine phosphorylation; intracellular signal transduction
Molecular function (GO): ATP binding; protein serine/threonine kinase activity
Source: RefSeq, a predicted model, not a curated record